AUGUCGGCUAUAGAGCGGCAACCGUUGUUGGCUGAGAAGAUUGCCGUGAAUCACGAACUGCAGAUUAGCGACGAUGAACUUGGAUACACAAAAAGAGCUGCGAGAAGAAGCCUAGGAGAUACCCUCCGCAAAUUCGUUGUACUGCCUUUGAUCUGUGGGCUUGCCGCAUAUGGAUCAUAUACUCUUUUCAGGCAGCAUCUCCGCCCAAGCGUACCGUUUUCGUCAUCACACCAGCAUUCCGACUCCUUGAACUACACUUGCCUACCUGGGCAAUCUUGUUGGCCAACGACAGACGAAUGGAGCGCCUUCAACAAAAGCAUCAAUGGUCAUCUUAGGCUGACUGUGCCCUGGGCCGAGCCAUGCUAUCUUGACUCGUCCAGUGAAGAAUGCAAAACCGUGGCGAAAAACUAUGGCAAUGGAUUGUCACGAACAAGCCAGUACGGUUCAGGGGAGUUCCUCGAUUGGGAGAGAUGUGGUGAAUCGCAAUGCGCCCUGAACUCCUUCAACACUUCAGAUUCUGUUUCUGGUCCCUGCUCGCUCGGACGAUUCUCCUCAUACCACGUCGAAGUCAGAUCUGGAAGCGAUAUCAGUAGAACGCUGGAUUUCGUUCGCAAACAUGGUAUUCGAGUUUCGAUCAAAAACACUGGACAUGACUAUUUUGGUCGAUCCACUACUCCCAACUCUCUUGCCAUCUGGACGCACAACCUGAAAGAUACCAAAUUCCACAAGACUUUUCAGCCUCAAGGGUGUAAUACUCGCUAUGAGAACAUUGGCGAGAUUGGUGCUGGCGUGCAGGCUCAAGAAUCAUGGGAAGCUUUCGAGCCACAUGGUAUGCUCGUCACCGUAGGUGCGUCAGCAUCUGUUGGCAUUGCAGGAGGCUACGGCCAAGCAGGCGGCCACGGACCACUGGGACCCAAGUACGGGCUCAUGGUUGACCAAGCUGUCGAGUUCGACGUCAUCACUGCUGAUGGUAAACAACGCACUAUCAACGAAUGCAGUGAUCCAGACCUCUUCUGGGCCAUGCGUGGAGGCGGAGGCGGAACCUAUGCAGUACUCACGUCAUACAAGUUCCAGCUUCACCCAGCUGUUCCUAUCAACGUAUACCACUUCCAUGCCAACUUCCCAGCACCGAAGAACAUCUCCGAUUCAAAGAUUCACCAAGAUGUUCUGACUGGACUUGCCUCAAACCAAGCCCUCUUUGGCAAACAUGGUAUCGCCGGAUACAACUUUGUGCUACCAGACCACGUAAUAUUCGUGCAAGUCAUGCCAUCCAACGACACCGAAGCGAUCAAGACUAUCACUUCCGAGUGGCGCAACCUUCUUAAAAACAUCCCUGGUAUCGAGAUCACCGCCGAUGACUACUACUCAUUCGAAAAGUUCUCGCAGUGGUACGACUUCACCGAGCGACCCGAGCUCGCGCGCAAUGGAGCUGUCGGUCUAGGAUUCAAAGGCGUAGGUCGCUUCAUUCCACGCACUCUCUUUGAAUCCGAUCAGAGCAUCGAGAAACUAGUAGAAGCAGUCACGACUUCAAUGCAGUACUCAUACGCUAGACAUGGCUCAGGAGGUGUGCAGCUGUACGCUACGGGGCCUGACAACUUCCCGGACAAUGGCAAAACGAGUGUUAAUCCCAUCUGGCGAGAUUCUCUCUGGGAAAUCGUCAUGGGCCAGUUCUGGACCACCGCCACACCGCCAAAUACCCUGUCGCCAAUCCAGGACAUAGUCACUGCCAUGGUUGAGCCGCUCAAGGCGUUGACGCCCGGCGGUGGAUGCUACCUGAACGAGGGUGAUUGGGCUGAGAAGAAUUGGCAGGAGACGUUCUUCGGUGUGCAGUAUGAGAAGUUACUCGCCGUGAAGAAGCGGUACGAUCCAACCGGCUUGUUCAAUUGCUGGAAGUGCGUGGGCUGGACGGGAUAUGAUGACCCGAUGUACUCUUGCUACGCGCAGUCCCGACAUGCACCACUGCCAUCUAUACCGCUAGGCCCUCUUAACGAGUAA
Molecule: messenger RNA, 1995 nt
Organism: Bipolaris zeicola 26-R-13
Lineage: Eukaryota; Fungi; Ascomycota; Dothideomycetes; Pleosporales; Pleosporaceae
Exons: 2
Coding region: 1-1995 (664 amino acids)
Molecular function (GO): FAD binding; oxidoreductase activity
Source: RefSeq, a predicted model, not a curated record